ACAGGCUGUGGACAACCCAUUAUUAUGACAUUGCUUUCGAAAUCCUUGCUUGUGGUGGGUCUGGCUCUAGUGGCGCGGGCUUCUACACGUGCGAUGCAGCAAGAAAGUCCCUCUGUCCCAGCCGUGGUGUUGGAUUUGCUUGCGGCAUUUGCAGUUUCUCUGGCAGGAGCCCUGUUGGGAGCCGGCCCUUUUCGCCCCAUUCAUCUUGCUCAAGACGCUUCCCUCCGCUGCAAAGACAUCUCCUCCUCCCGACCUGAUUUCGCUGUCUUCAGUCAUCGAGGACCUUUAUUGCGGAGCCGUCAAUUCUAACGAAACGAUUACAGAUUCGUAAAU
This is a messenger RNA of Nannochloropsis gaditana CCMP526, 333 nucleotides long. RefSeq lists its product as uncharacterized. Bases 25 to 309 code for a protein of 94 amino acids. The record is from RefSeq and is a predicted model, not a curated record. The transcript has 2 exons.